UGUCCCGGGACUCGGGGCCAAGACGGUGGCAACUUCGGAGGAGCGGCUCUGUGGGUGGUUCGCGUGUGGAACUUCGCACUCCGUGGCCGCAGUUACUGUCGAGCGGGAAACCCGCUGCUUACCCCCCCCUAAAAUGUUCUUAAAAUGCAGUUUAACGCAGAGUUUUGGGGGAGAGGACGGGGCGGAUUACAGGUUAAAGAAGCACUUAGCAUGCAGUGAAGAGACUUGUUCUAUAGUGUUGCUAAGGACUCGGAGAUCGCGCUGGUGUCUAGAAGCAGUUUUCUCUGGGAACCCAAACUGCACCCCUCCUCUUUGUUUUUCAGCACUAAUCGUUAUUUUCUUUGGAAACUUCCUUUGACUCUUUACCUCCUUCGCCUCCCGCGAGGAGCCUGCUAACCAACACCUGUAGCCUUCUGUUUUUAACUAUUACUGCCAUUGACAACAUUGUGAAUGGUCAUCUCGCUUGACCUUCUUGGAUUUGUUGUUACUGUGUUAAGCUGAUGUGUUUUAGAUAAUCUGCUUGAAUUUGAGUUCCCAUACUUACCUGUUUUCCAGGUGGAUUGUCUCAUUGUUAGCGCUGAAUCUUCUUACCUACUUGUAUCUGGGAAUUUAACUUUGAAGAGGAAGAGAGUGAAUGUGAAUAACUGAAAAAAUAAAAUGGCAUGCCCAAAGAACAGUACGAGCCCCCUGACCCUCGGAGGAUGUAUACAAUUAUGUCUUCUGAGGAAGCAGCAAAUGGAAAGAAAUCCCAUUGGGCAGAGCUUGAAAUAAGUGGAAAAGUAAGAAGCUUAAGUGCAUCUUUGUGGUCACUGACUCACCUGACAGCUUUGCAUUUGAGUGACAAUUCCCUGUCCCGAAUUCCUUCAGACAUUGCCAAGCUUCACAAUCUGGUGUAUUUGGACCUGUCAUCUAAUAAAAUUCGUAGCUUACCCGCAGAACUCGGAAACAUGGUAUCACUCAGGGAGCUCCAUUUAAAUAACAACCUGUUACGAGUUCUACCUUUUGAGCUGGGAAAACUGUUUCAGUUGCAGACUUUAGGCCUGAAAGGAAAUCCCCUUACCCAGGAUAUAUUGAACCUUUAUCAGGAACCAGAUGGAACAAGACGGCUGCUGAACUAUUUGCUUGAUAAUUUGUCAGGUACUGCAAAAAGAAUUACAACAGAACAACCACCUCCAAGGUCUUGGAUUAUGUUACAAGAACCAGAUAGAACAAGGCCAACUGCCUUGUUUUCUGUCAUGUGCUAUAAUGUUCUUUGUGAUAAAUAUGCGACCCGGCAGUUAUACGGCUACUGUCCAUCAUGGGCACUAAACUGGGACUACAGGAAAAAGGCCAUUAUUCAAGAAAUCUUGAGCUGCAAUGCUGAUAUCGUAAGUCUUCAGGAGGUUGAAACGGAACAGUAUUACAGUUUUUUUCUGGUAGAACUGAAAGAACGUGGCUAUAAUGGAUUCUUCAGUCCUAAGUCUAGAGCUAGGACAAUGUCAGAACAAGAAAGGAAACAUGUUGAUGGCUGUGCAAUAUUCUUCAAGACAGAAAAAUUUACUUUGGUUCAGAAACACACUGUUGAAUUUAAUCAGCUAGCCAUGGCAAAUUCUGAGGGGUCUGAAGCUAUGCUGAACAGAGUCAUGACAAAAGAUAACAUUGGGGUUGCAGUACUGCUAGAACUUCGGAAGGAAUCGAUUGAAAUGCCGUCUGGAAAGCCACAUCUUGGAACAGAAAAACAGCUCAUUCUCGUGGCCAAUGCGCACAUGCAUUGGGACCCUGAGUACUCUGAUGUGAAGUUGGUGCAGACUAUGAUGUUCCUCUCAGAAGUGAAGAACAUUAUUGAUAAAGCCUCUCGCAACCUCAAAUCCAGUGUUUUGGGAGAAUUUGGAACUAUACCACUUGUGUUAUGUGCAGAUCUUAAUUCUUUGCCAGACUCUGGUGUUGUAGAAUAUUUGAGCACGGGUGGAGUAGAAACAAAUCACAAAGACUUUAAGGAGUUGAGGUAUAAUGAAAGUCUUACCAACUUCAGCUGUCACGGGAAGAAUGGAACCACCAAUGGAAGGAUCACUCAUGGUUUCAAGUUAAAGAGUGCCUAUGAGAGUGGCCUGAUGCCUUACACAAAUUACACGUUUGAUUUCAAGGGUAUAAUCGACUACAUUUUCUAUUCUAAACCUCAGCUGAACACCUUAGGCAUCCUGGGCCCUCUGGACCACCACUGGCUGGUUGAGAAUAACAUCAGUGGCUGCCCGCACCCCCUCAUUCCCUCUGACCACUUCUCACUUUUUGCACAACUGGAGCUCUUACUGCCUUUCCUGCCCCAAGUCAACGGCAUCCACCUUCCUGGCAGGAGGUAGUCAAGCACCUUCAGAGGACAGCCUUGAUUCACUUGUAAACUUGUGAAAAUCUGAACAUAGGGGAGUGAGGUAUGGCCACUGAGGAUUUUUGUUUGCUUAAGAAUGAUUUGGGUUUUCAAUCUGAUUAUUUGAUAAGGAUAUAGUAUGAAAGCCAGGUGCUAACAACAGACAAAUUCUGAGCCCAAUAUGCUUUAUACUGCUAGACAGGGAUUGGUGUGUUUGCACCUAUCUUUAAUUUGUUAUAAGAAAUUUUCCUAUUUCUUCUAUCCAAUAUAAUAUUUUCAUGCCUUGAAAUAGGAAAAUGUUUGAACAGCAUAUUCUCUUUGCACAGAAAUCUGUAGCACUACUUUUUUGAGGCCAGUAGUAACAUCCAGAGACCAUUCUUCCAUACUUUACUCCCUCCUUUUUCAGACUUGUUUGUAAAAUAUAGAAUCUGAAUUUAGCCUUUAUGAUUGUAUAUGAUCCACAGAAGACCUGAUUUAUGAAAUUUUGUACUAAAAAAAAAAUCAUUUGGAAAUGAUUGUAUUGUAAACUAAGGCUAAAUUUUUUUUAAAGAAAAAGAACCUGUUUCAUGUGUUACAAAGGCCAGCUUGUAAAAGAAGCUGCAACAGACUUUCUCUGCUUGUGGUUUGCACUCUUAGGGUUUUGUUAGCCCUUUUGUACUACUUUAUUUUUAAAUUGACAACAUGGUUCUUUACAUACAAAUCUGCUUAAACCUUAGGAUGUUUUCAGACCAGAGGCAACUUAUUCAUGAAUUUUUAUGAAAACUAUCUACCAGAACAGAUAAGCUGAACAGUGAUGAUCUGUAGACAUUUAUGGACUGAAUGUAAUGGUUGAUAUAUGUACAUUCUGAUAUUUUUAAAUCUAACUUUUUUAAGUUAAAAAACUACAGCUGCUUAGGUACAGCUUCUUAACUCUUUUUUGAGACACUUCCUGUCCAAUCUCCACUGUGCCUGCCUAAAUUUGUUCUCACCAAGCACUGCCUGUGCAUGCAGAGAAAAUCUGUGCAUCCUCUUUUAUAUUUUUAAAAUACUGUUUAACAUUUGUGAGAAUUUUAUGAAAAUGCUUUUGUAUGAGCUGUGGCUUUUUCCCAUUGUGAAGCAUUGAAUAUCACAUUUUGGAACAUGUUAUAGGGUGAGUCCCUGGAUCUUUGCUCACCAGAUCCAAGCACUGCUUCUCGGUGUCAUUGCAGUGUGCUGCUUGUCACCCGGAAUACUACUAUCAUGUGAAUUCUUUUUGUUGUCCGUGUAUUCCUUAGUCUUUUUGUUAUUUUUUUUUUAAUCCUUUUUUAAGAAGAAGUAAUUUUCCAUUUAUAAAGCAGUAUGAAUUAGAUGUAUUUUCAAAACAGGUCCCUAAGACAAUUCUUCAGAUCAUUUUUUAAAUGACUAAGUCAUUUUAGUGUGUCAACCAAGAUAAAAGUUACAUCACACGCUCUAUUUUGCCUGUAGUGCCAUUAGUAGAAUAGAGAUGAAAACCAGCUUUAACUUUGCAAAGUGAACGUGUACAUGAUCUGUUCUCAUUUAUUAAUUCUUCUCUCAAAAGUCAAAUGAAUUCCGAGGGAGUUUGGUCAAACUGCUUUUGUUUCAACUGCAGGCAGGGGAGCAAAAGGACGCCAUGUGAGCAUUAGGAAAAAAAAAUAUUGACUGUUACUAACAAUUUUUAUAUAGAGAAUGAGUUGUUUGGGAAAUGAUUGAUUUUUUUUUUUUUUUCCUUUUAGAAAAUUCUCCAAAAGGUUUUGAUGUUGAAUCUUUGUCUUGGACCUGUUUUUUUCCUUUGAGGGUUUUUCGUUUUUUGUUUUUUCUAGGAUUUCAUUGUGAUGUUUUGGUUUUGUUUUUUGCUUUUUGUUUAAGUUGUGCUGACACCAAACACAUCCAGUUUAUAAUCAGAACAUUGGAAAGCUCGUAUUGAUGUAGAACCAGUGCAUAACUUUGUAUGGGGUUUUGUUAUUGGUUUUUUUGUAGAGUGUGAAUAAAAGGUAUGUUUACUCAUUUUUCCUGAACACUGUGUUGGUAAUGUGCAUCAUGACAAUUUCCAGUGAAGGUGAGCUGGAGCUGGUUGGACUAAUGAGGCUGAGGAAGCAGCUUUUCCUACGAUCUGCAUUAUGUAAUCACAGGUCCAGAGAGCUUUACGGAAGCGGGAGAGGAGGAGCACUUACUUACUCAUUUUGUGUUUGUUAACGGAGGACGUCAUCUUUUCAUAGAUGCUGGAACUAGAGUGCCCUUGUUAGAUGCUAAAGGUUUGAGCUUUACACAAAAUGUAUUCAUCUGUAUUUGUUACUGUCUACAAUAUAUUUGAAUUUGGGGCAGCAUAUUAAGAUAUAAUGGCCUGUUAUGUCUUGAAAAUACUUGUUUUGCCUCUUCCAGGCAUACUGCAUUCUGUGGAUCAGUUUGAACAGCUUCUCCACCUUAUUUGGACAGUGAUAAAUUGAACCAAGAGUGUAGAUUUACAACUGUAACCUUCAAAAGAGGAAGAAAUAUUCGGGGUCUGUAGGGAAUAAACAGUCACACCAAAAUAGACAAUGAUGCUUUUGUUAAGAAAGGUUUCAUGUUUUAGGCAUUUUCUGUGUCCUAAAUAAUUUUCAAUAAUCUAUAAUCCCUAAAAUGCAAUAAAAACUAGUAUGUUUUCAUGGUGUAGAUUUUUUUUCAAAAAUUCUGUAACAAAUAUAUUUAAUGUGUUGCCAUAAUGUAAUUUCAGUGUUUUUGCUGGAUAAAUCCAUUUUAGAAAUGUUUUACAAAAAAUUUAGGACAUGUUUUCUGUUUUAAAGAUCAGAAGUUUGGAGGCACUCAAGUCCUUGUUGCAAAUCUCUUGAAGUACAGCUUCACCAUAUUAAUGGUAAUUAUUUAUACUUUGAGAAUUUAAAAUAAUUUAUGGCAUAAUUUAAGCUAAAGUUGUAGAAAUGAAUUGUUGAGUGCAACUUUAAUAGUCCCAAAGAUAGGCAGAGAACAUCUCCAAAAAUGUGGGGGUUUUUUUUGUGUGUGUGUGUUUUUAAUAUGAUUUAGUGACAACCAGGAAAACUUACUUGGGGUUAUUAGCACUUUCAAACUUAGGGACAUUAUUAAAUUGGAUGGAAUGCACUUCUAAAUGUUUAAAUUAAAAUUUCAAAGCUCUUUUGAGAUUCAGGUUCUCAAUAAUAACAUUCAAGUUUUAGAGUUUCACUUUGUACUAUUUAAAUUUAAGGAACUAGUUUCCAUACUGACUUCUAAGGUUUUGGGGUCAUGUAUAAGGACUAAAACCAAGCUAGGCAAAACAAUUACAGCAUUGUUUUUUUAAUAAAGCUAUCAGAAUAUCUAGUACAAAUGUUGCAGAUAAUUCCAAGAACUCCUUUAGCAGAUGUUCUUCACCAUUCAUAAACAGUAUUUUAAGAUGUUCACUUUGCUCUUCUUUUUGGUUACAUAAAUUUUAGUAACUGGUAUGUUGAAGUAGUGUGUAAAAUAAAGUAUCUAGUCUUUAUUCACAGUACAUUAUAUUGUGUAAUGCACUGGACUAACUCUUGUUUACCAUUCAUGUAACAAAACCCAGCACAUUAUCUGCACUAUAAGCUCAAAGAAUGUCCCAUUCGCCCAGGCAGCUCUUUGAUGAGGGUGGUGGGAAACUGAAUAUACCAUAUGGACUGGCGGUAACAAGGGCUUGUACUGUUCUUUUCAGUGGAACCUUCUUGGUCAAAUUGUAACUAGCUAGUAUUAUAUUUAUAUACAGGGUCUUUUUUCUUUACCGAUGUAUUUUCCUACUCAUAGCCAACCAAUAAAUUCAAUAUCUGUUUCAAAUAUUUUAGAAGUGUAAUUUGUAUAGCUGUAGUACUGAGGUUUGAGGAAAAAUAGAGGUUAAUCAGCAGACCACGUAUUUAAAAUUCUGAAUCAUCUGGGACAGGGUUGUAACUCACCCUUCCAAAGGGAAGAAUGCAGGGGGACAGGGCCAUGAUAUGGGGAAAUGGUGUAAACUAAUGUAUUUCUUUAUUGGCUGUUAUUCUGUAUAACACUUAUAUCUUUGCCAAAGUUCAAUUUUAUAUUUAGGCAACUGAUGGUCCUUUUGCAUUUAGGAUUUUCGUUGUUGUUACCUUAUACCUCAUGAUAUAAGAAAUGGGCUCAUGUGUCUUCCGUCUUUUGGAAGGAGGUUGACAUAUUUUAAAUAAAUGCUUUUAAAUACAGUAGCAAA
Messenger RNA from Cercocebus atys (sooty mangabey), 6488 nucleotides. RefSeq names its product CCR4-NOT transcription complex, subunit 6 (gene CNOT6). NCBI's taxonomy places the organism in Eukaryota, Metazoa, Chordata, Mammalia, Primates, Cercopithecidae. Gene Ontology annotation, molecular function: protein binding; poly(A)-specific ribonuclease activity. The record is from RefSeq and is a predicted model, not a curated record. Gene Ontology annotation, biological process: nuclear-transcribed mRNA poly(A) tail shortening. The transcript has 12 exons. Gene Ontology annotation, cellular component: nucleus; CCR4-NOT complex; cytoplasm. Bases 663 to 2336 code for a protein of 557 amino acids.